GUUCCGUGCAGCAAGCUUUGGUGUCUGCUUCCCUUCCUCUUUUUAUGCCACCGGUCACUCUCGCUCUCCGUCCCCCAAUGAGCUAUAGUCUGUUGAGCUCAUGGGAGCCAUGGCCGUCAUGAGUAUCCGGAAGUUCCUGCGCCUCGCUCUGGCGGCGGCAGUCUUCCUUGCUUCCUACGUGUUCCUGAGCCAAACGGACUUUGUUUACGUCGUCUACAAGGGCCGGCAAUGGCGCUCCUGGAAGUACGUCCCGAGCAGCUUCGACUGGGGAAAGCGGCCAGAAGCUCAUCCUGUCGAGGAGGACAUCAUGGUCCGCCUGCCCGAGGGAAACCCGCUCCAGCUGCCCCGGGUGCAGCACGAUUUCUCCGCAGACGAGCUGAGCAGCUCCCACAACGAGACGCAGAGGGCACGCCGAGACGCCGUUCGGAAGGCGGCCAAGAGGUCCUGGAGGGCCUACAGCAAGCACGCCUGGGGCCGUGACCAGGUUGCGCCUCAGUCGCUGAUCGGCCAGGACACCUUCGCCGGAUGGGGGGCCACGCUGGUGGACUCUCUCGACACCCUCUGGAUCAUGGGCAUGGAGAAGGAGUUCCGGGAUGCGGUCGGGCACGUCGCCACCAUCGACUGGGACAACGCGACCUCGGGCCACUGCAGCCUGUUCGAGACCAACAUCAGGUACCUGGGCGGCUUGCUGUCCGCCUACGACCUGAGCCAGGAGCAGAUCCUGCUCGACAAGGCCGUCGAGCUCGGCAACAUGCUCUAUGCCGCGUUCGACACGCCCAACCACAUGCCUGCCAACAGCUUCAGCUUCGACCUGGCCAAGGAGGGCAAGCUGACCGCCAGCGACCACGAGGCCUCGGCCGCGGUCGGCUCCCUCUCGCUCGAGUUCACCCGGCUCUCGCAGCUGACCGGCGACCCGAAAUACUACCACGCGAUCGACGGGGUCAAGAGGCAUCUAGAGAGGACCCAGGACUCGACCAGCCUGCCCGGCAUGUGGCCCAUCUUUGUCGACCUCGAGAACGACUUCCUCACCCCGGGCACGUCCUACUCGCUCGGCGCCUCGGCCGACUCGGCCUACGAGUACCUGUCCAAGAUGUACGCCCUCCUCGGCGGCCUGGACCCGACCUACGAGAAGCUCCACACCAAGGCCAUGGCCACGGCCGAGAAACACGUCCUCUUCCGGCCCAUGCUGCCCGACCCGGCCCCGGACGUCCUGUUCCCCGGCACGGUCCUCUCCAACGGGCGCAUCGUCGAGCUCUCCCCGGAGAUCCAGCACCUCGCCUGCUUCGCCGGCGGCAUGUUCGCCCUCGGCGGCCGGCUCUUCCGGAACGAGGAGCACGUCGAGGUGGGCAAGCGGCUCGCGCGCGGCUGCGCCUGGGCGUACGAUGCCUUCCCGACGGGCAUCAUGCCCGAGAAGGCGGAGCUGAUCCCCUGCCGCGUCGAAGAGAAGGAGGGGAGGAAGAAGGAGGAGGAGGGGGGAGAGGGAGACAGCAACCUCGCGCCGUGUGCGUGGAACGAGACCCGGUGGAGGGAGAGGGCCCGGGAGCGCCGGGCGGGCGAGCUGCCGCCCCGGGGGUUCGCGGCGCUGCUCGACCCGCAGUACCAGCUCCGGCCCGAGGCCAUCGAGAGCAUCUUCGUCCUCUACCGCGUCACGGGCAAGGCGGACCUGCUGGACGUGGCCUGGCGCAUGUUCGAGUCCGUCACGGCCGCGACGCGCACCCGGUUCGCCUACUCGGCCAUCGACGACGUGCGCGCCACCGGGGAGACGGGCAAGCUCGAUUCCAUGGAGAGCUUCUGGAUCGCCGAGACGCUCAAGUACUUUUACCUUAUUUUCUCGGAGCCAGACCUCAUAAAUCUGGACGACUACGUGUUUAACACGGAGGCGCAUCCGUUCAAACGGCCAAGACCGAACAACGGCGAUGAGGAGUGAACUGGCGGAUGACCAGAUCUCGAGGGGUUAUCCAAAUUGCACACGCCUCGAUCGAGAAUGACGUUG
This is a messenger RNA of Thermothelomyces thermophilus ATCC 42464, 1993 nucleotides long. RefSeq names its product glycoside hydrolase family 47 protein. Gene Ontology annotation, biological process: N-glycan processing; carbohydrate metabolic process. Lineage: Eukaryota; Fungi; Ascomycota; Sordariomycetes; Sordariales; Chaetomiaceae. The record is from RefSeq and is a predicted model, not a curated record. Gene Ontology annotation, cellular component: Golgi membrane; endoplasmic reticulum. The transcript has 2 exons. Bases 110 to 1927 code for a protein of 605 amino acids. Gene Ontology annotation, molecular function: calcium ion binding; mannosyl-oligosaccharide 1,2-alpha-mannosidase activity.